Molecule: messenger RNA, 1281 nt
Organism: Colletotrichum abscissum
Lineage: Eukaryota; Fungi; Ascomycota; Sordariomycetes; Glomerellales; Glomerellaceae
Exons: 2
Coding region: 1-1281 (426 amino acids)
Source: RefSeq, a predicted model, not a curated record
AUGCUUCCCGUCCUUCUCAAGCGAGUUCAGGCAAUCCUGGAUUUCUUGCAGCACUCGUCAAACGACCGCUCGCUUCUGUCGGAUUCCCCACUACAAAACACUAUUUUCUGCUCCCUAUCGAGAGUCGAAAGUGAAGUCAAGUUUCUUGACGAAACCAUUCGGCGACAUCUCCACUGCUUCAGUCAGCCUGGUCGAUUGUCGAGCGUCAGUCCAGUCUAUGAACCCUCAUCGACACAAAAUUCUUCUAUAGGUCCCAACGCUGGCAAGCUUGUUGAGGCGCAAGCAUGCGUCCUGUCCGUUCGCUUACCGUCUAGUUCCUCCAUCGUCACCUGCAGGGAAGAAGCGUUUAGUGCACCUCUGAAUUCGACAUCGCUCGCAGAGACCAAUACAAGUCUGACCGGAGUCGAUCGUGCCACUGUCAGAGGAUGCCGAGCCGACCCGGCAUCCCGUGAUGUGUGUUUCGUUGACUUAACAACAGAGCACAGCCCCAGGUAUGGGGCCGAACCGAAUGCAGCGUCUUUUAUCGACGUCGGCCCCGAUCACAACCCCGACCCUGCCACCGAACCGAGAACCAGCCAUGGGUCUUUCUCGAGGUCCAUCGUGAAAUUGAUUGAUAAAGCAGUCGAGCAUGUCCACGUUGGUUGGCUGUCAUGUCGCGACCAAGCUCAUUUCAGACAAAGGCUGGAUCAAUUUUGUCCAGGACGGUAUGUUGAUGACGUUCUUCUUCUUGCCAUUCUUCAAUCAGUUUGUGGCACUUCUACACUUCACACCAUAGACCCAUUGCUUGUGCAGUUCUCGGAGCCGUUCUUGCCCUCGGGAGCCUCUGCGUUCGCCAAAGGGUUUGACGGUGUGGUACUGCCAAUCAACGUCAACGCGGCAGAUCAAAUGUCAGAUUACAAUAGAAAUCAUUGGGUACUCGCAAUUGUCAACUGGAAAACAGAGACAUUCGACGGCUUUGGAAUGCAACCAACUGCUUUUUCUCGAUGGAGCGUAAGGAUCGAUGAAUAUGUCUCGGAACUUCGCGGCGCUGUCAUCCAACUGGACAAAAGAUCUCACGAACUGGGACCAUACUGGGAGGACUCAUGCUGCGCUUUCCUCUGCGCUUACGCUCUUGAACGGUAUUUGGGUCGAGCACCUCAUCGUCAGGAACGAUGGCCCACGGGUCCUGCCUUGAGAAAGCAUUACCUGCGCAAACUACUCAAUCAAUGGGAGCUGCCCGCCGGCCGUCGUACCAAAGGGCCGCGGCAUUCGGGACUUGGUGGCGGACCAAGCUCUGGAUGA